AUGCUUCGAAAAGCUUCUUUCAUAACCAUCUUCUUCUAUUGUUUUGUUUUAAUAUCAUGUCAGCCGGAUCACGCAAUUGGCAACUUGCCGUAUAGAAACAGGAAACAUUUUCGUUGGAGCAACUGGACUCAUUCGUUCCAUGGACCAUGGAAUUCGUUUUAUCUCAAGGACGUGCAAAGCGACGUUCUUUUGAAUGGAGUCGUUAAUCUAGGCAUUGUGAAGGAUGUUUCGGGUGCAAUAUCUGAAUGGCCGUUUGGGAAGGAGCUCAAGUUCGUCACUGGUCAACAACCAAGUAUCGCUUUGCUGGACGUGAACGGGAACAUCCGGUCUGAGUAUUGCAACCUUCAGCUACAAUGCACUGAGGUCGCAGCUUGGGUAACAGCCUCUCUCUUCAACAACCCUGCAUGCAGCACCCUCUUUGGAAACACAAGCGUGCGAACUGUGAAUGGAGUUGCGAGGUUCACAGAUCUAAUGAUCCCUGCUGCAGGGAAAGAUUUCAAACUGAUGUUUUCGGUCGGGACUACCUUUCUUUCAGUGGUUGAAGGACAAGCAACGUUCACGGAUCUGAAAUUCUUCGGUGCUGCAGCAAAUUUUCACAUGAUGUUUGCAUCUGAUCGUCUGUUGCUUCUUCAUGACGUACAACCGGCCACUGUUGCGGGGAAAGGACUAACUUCGAUACCCACCAUCAACUUGGUGGAUGCGUACAGCAAUUCCAUACUUAGCGAAGGUUGGAACAUCAAACUAUCAACGACGGCUGUCUUUUCUGAGACUGGGGGUGUUGCCUAUUUCCCGAAUCUACUCUUUGAGAUAAAGGCUAGUGGGGUUCGAAUCAGAUUCUUGGCCACGAAAGGGAAUCAAACUGUAGGACCCAUCUCCACAUCCAGUUUUCAGAUCGUUGAAAACAUCUUGGACAAGAUGGUCGUUGCCAAUUACCCCAGGAGUGAAGCGUGGACGGAUGCAAACAAUCCUCCUCGCGGUGCAACUGCAGGAUUUCCUUUUGCGAACCAGCCAGCAGUCAAAUUUGUAGAUUUCUACGGCAAUCAAGUCAACUUGCAGAAUGAGCCUGUCACUUGUACUUUAAGAGGAGGAGGUUCUGUUUCAAACCUUCUUGUGGGGAACAAAGUUGUUGUUACCAACAACGGGUUUGCAUCAUUCACUGACCUUACAGUGACAAAAGUUGGUACAUAUUGGCUAGAGUUGAAGACCGCUUUGUUCCUUGAAAACACCCCCACAUUCAAUGUGGUGCAUGGACCUAUAUCAAUGAUAGCAUACGUACAACAGCCUGUUAACAACUCCAACAAAGAGGCAAUGAAUCCGCAGCCCGCUGUGAUGAUUAGCGAUCAGUUUGCCAAUACAGUUCUGUUGCCAUACACUCUGACACUUCGUGUACAUUCCAAAAGAGUUUCAGGAUUUCUACAAGGUUCAAAUAUUGAUCCGUACACAUAUGUCUCCUGUGCAAGAUGUACCACCGAUUACUCUCCAAGAUUCAAUACAAAUCAGGGGUUCAUUUACUUCACAGACCUGUCAAUCGUUCUGGAUCCAAGUCGAGAAAAUGAUUUUGGCCUCGCGCUUGAAGCCGUCGCGACUAAUCUGAGCGCCUGCGAAGUGAUUGGCUCCGCUUUUAUUUGUAGCCCCGCUGCUGAAUUUGUUCAUGGGCGAAAAGUCUUGUCAGUAUCACAGCCAUUCAACACGUACACCAUAAGAGCUCUUAGGAUCCAGUCCCAACCGAGCGAUACCAUCGCCUCCAGGAACAUCUUGGAUGUGAAGUCUCAACCUGUCAUGGUUGCCUUGUAUACGUCAGAUUUCCUGUACAUGGCGCACCUGCCUCGUUUUCAGCUUGAGGCGAGGCUGUUCUAUGAUAAUGGAGAUGCCUCGCAAUGUUUGGACACCUCUAGCAAUGCCCCAUGUCUGGGUGCUUGUGAAAUCAAUGGAGUGCUGUGUGACGGGAGGUGCCCUAGUCAACUUGGUUAUUCCGGGGCGAUGUUCGCUAACUUCUCCAAAGAUAAGACCCUGAUAAAGAACGUCAACUACACUGGGUUGGCUCAGCGUCCUGGGUGUGCAUACAGGAUGAUCUGUAACGGAGAAAACGGAGUUGCUCGUUGUACGGAUCUGAAAGUCAAUCGCGCUGGUCGCUACUACUUUUCCUUUGGAUAUCCCCUCUGUGCGGUCGAUCCGGUUGCUCCUUGGCUAUUUUCUUGUGGCUCCAGUGUCAUCAACAGCAACAUGUUUCAGGUCCUUCCAGAGACUGCAGCUCCAGCCUUGCUCCAGACCAACUGUCUUGCAUGUAGAAAUCCUACGAUUGAAAAAGUUGGUCAGCCUCUGAGGCUGCAGCCAAGAAUCAUUCUUGUUGACAAAUCCGGCAAUAGCCUCAGUGCAGUGAAUCUUUCAGUUCGAAUUUCAAGCUCGGAUGAUUGUGCAAGUGACUUGUGUUUGCCAUUCAGUGCUGGCAUGAUUGAAAAUGGCAAGUUUGUACAAGGAAGGAUCAAGGCAUGCAACUGUCUGUCUGGAAACUUGUCAGCUGUCACUGUGAAUGGCUAUGCAACCUUCACUAGUUUACAGAUCAACACAGCCUUUACCUCGAUUAAGCUCACCUUCUACUACGAUGAAGUCGUCAAGAAUGUGUCGUCCUCAUUCGAAGUGAAGACUGAGCCAUCUUCAAGGAUAUUCGUCCUCUCACAACCGUAUGCUGUGCAGGCUGGGUCGCAUCUCCGAGUGGUAGCUGGACUGUUUGACAGGAACAAUUUUCUGGUACCCGACGACAACACUUCACUCGUGCAGCUGACUAUGCAGUCAUUGCGAUACAUCGUAUGUUCUUCGCCCCCAUGUACAACCCAGCGUGCAAUCAACGGAUAUGCAGAGUUCAAAUUCUUGAUUUUGAACUCGACGUUUGAUCAGCGUGUCUUACUGAAUUUUAGUUCAUGUCAAGGCCAGCUUUGCGCCACUGGCACCACUUCAAGCCUUCCCUUUUCUGUCUUUCACUCUGAGCCCGCAAGUGUUGAAGUCACACAACAGCCCGAGAAUUCUGUCUCAGAGAUCUUCUUUCAGCCUCCUCCUCGAGUUGCCUUGAUCGACAAGUACGGAAACCGAAUCGAACCGAUCCCGACGGCUCUGAACUUGUUCGGGUUUGUGUCCGCCUGCGAUUCCUUCACCCUGGAGUUGAAGUGCAUGAGUUCAGCUUGCGGCAUGGCUCCUGUGACGGUGAUAGAGAGGCAAGACCAAGACCUCACGCAAUGUUGUGUCUUGAUCUACCAGAACCAGACAAAUGCAUUCAACUGUUCUCGUCGCAGUGAUACAAACAUCUCCUUGGGAUAUCUCUUCGAAGCAAGCCUGUUGACAUCCCUAGAAGGGCAGCCGACAGUCGAGACUCUGCUGCCUGCUGAUCGAGUCUCCGUGUUGGCAAGUGGCGCUUCAGUGAUCAGACCCGUCAUUCCUCACUUGUUGGGAACCUCCAACAUCUUCUCCAAUGGUCCUGUCACUUUCAACCAGCUCGCAGUGGACGCGGCGGGCGCCUACCGUCUGAAGUUCAGUCAGAGCUCGUUCACGAUCAUCUCAAGUGUCUUCAAGAUCACUUACGGUCAGCCUUCCCGACUGCAUGUUUUGAACUCUACGAUCAGCCCAGUCGCCGGUCGCACUUUAGAUCCGUUGACAACCGUUGUGACAGAUCACUACGGCAACCAAGUUCUCAACUUCACCGGUCGCAUUCGUGUCGCAGCUCACAUAACAGGCCUCCCAGCCCAGCAAAUCCCCUUGUACGGCACCAUUGAGCCUUACGCUAAGCAGGGCAGCAGUGUCUUCAGCGACCUGAUGAUGAACAAGACUGGAAGCAGCUGCGGUGCUGAUGGCUGUGUCGUUCCUGAUGUUCGAUUUGUUUUCACGACUCAGGUUGAGUGCAAAGAGAUGUCUUGCAUGGAGAAUUGUACCGUAACUGCUGGAAAGUGCUACCUAGAACUCUCUGCCCACUCCUCCUCCUUCAGGAUUCAGAGCGAUCAAUUUUUCAACAUUGCAUUCCGUGAAACACCUCCUUCAACGUUCGUGAAGGGAGCGAUAUCUCAAGUUGCAAUCUUGGCCGAGGACAAGUAUGGAAAUGUUGUCGUAGACUCUCAGGCACAGGUCUGUGUCAAGCUCUUCGAGAACAAUCGAGAGAUCUUCAACUUGACUGCUGUAGAUUUGAACGAUCAGCAGAAAAGUGUUAAGCUUGUCAACUUCACAACUGGGCAAUCUAUCAUCAACCUGAGAUUUUCGGCCGCUGGAUCGAGUUGGAAUGUCGUCUUCUAUUACAUGUGCGAAAAUGUGGUGAAAUUGACCUUGUCAAAUAUAAGUGUGCUAGUCAUAGAUCACCUUUAUGUUGUCAACCAGCCAGGCACGAGUGUUGCAGGAAAUUUUCUAUCACCUCCGCUGCAAGUUCAACUCUGCUCGCAGUGUCCGCAGACGUGCUGUCUGUUGGUUGCUAACGUGGACAUGACUGUUGAGGCGAGAUAUGAGGAAUUGUGUGCCGCUCCCUCUUGCGGUUUAGAAGGAAGAACAACAGAAAAGGUUCAACAAGGGAUAGCUUUGUUCUCUCAGCUCAAUCUGACACGUUCUGGCUAUCUACGCCUGACGUUUGCGGUACAAUAUGCGACAUUGAACAGCAGCAGGUUUUAUGUGAGUGCUGCAAGUCCAAGGCUUCUGAGCAUCCUACAACAACCGCCUGCUUGCUCGGUCAUUGCUGAUGAUUCCAUGACUGUACGGGUGCAAGUGAAGGAUAGGUUCAAAAAUGAUGUAUUUGAAAACGGAACGAUGAUUACUGUCAAGCUUUACAAGUACAAUACUAGUGGAAUUUAUGAAUGCACUUCAGAUUGCUUGUUCCAGCCUCGUUCUGUUGGAGCUGUCAAUGGCAUCGCCACGUUUGAUAGCAUCUUUGUCGGCAAAUCAGCCUUCAGAUAUAAGUUUGGUUUGGUUUUGAGUUACUCGCCAUCUGGACUGGAAGAGAUUCUCAGUGAAUCGUUUUCCGUUGCCCCCGGUGAGAUUGCAGCCAUUAGUUUCAUCAGCCAGCCAGUCAAGGUGUCGAAUCGCCGGACGUUGGUAGCGGGAAUUUCAUUCAGGUAUGAGCUGGAAGUGCAAGACAAGUACGGCAACCGAAUGUUUCUCCCCGAGAAUUGUUCACUCGCCAGCAACGAGUGUUUGUCCAGGAGAUUUCAGCCAAUAAAGCUGCUGAUUCAAGUCACGUCUACUGCCCAGCUUGACGAGAAGGUUGUGACAGUGAACACAACCAACGGUCUUGCGUUCUUCAAUCUCACACUUCAAAAGGUCGGCUAUCCUUACUCUAUAACAGCGCAGAUCGUUCCAGACAGUACGUGCAACUUUUCUCUUUUUGCUCGAGGUGAUGAUAUCCAAGUGAUUCCGAAUCAGCCGCAUAGCGUCGUAGUCAUAAAUCCGGCGUCUAAAAACUUCUCCCUGAUCAACCUCCAAACAAAUCAGUUCCUUGUGGACUUCGAUGCAGGAACAAGUGCUUACGUCGAUGUGCAGAUCCUGGACUCUCAAAACAACCCGAUCGUUGAUUUCUCCGAUGGGGUGACAGUUUUGCUUGUGUCGAAUCCGUCUUGUAGAAAGUAUGACCUUGCUAGCUUCUUAGUGUGUAGCAGCCCAAGUACGAGUUGCUUGUCUUCAACUCCAGACGAUUUCAAGCCCGUGUCAGGCCUUUCUCUGCCUGAAGUUUGUGGCUCAACAGCCGUACAGGCGCAAAAGCUUUCUUUCAACUCCGGAAAAGCACGAGUGGCUGUGAACAUGAAAGGAGCAGGGGUGAACUAUCAACUGCAAAUCUGUCCCUCUUCUUCGACCAACUGCAGCAACUUCACGUCCUCCUUUCUCGAUCAGUCUUGUUCCAGCCUGACAAGUUCGUGGUGCAAGAUUACCCCAGCCUCAACAAGGCCAUUCUCUGUCCGGCCUCUCAACCUGCAGAAGGUCACUGCUGCUGAGUGUCCCACCCUUGGCGUGUUGACUGUCGGUGGGAACCUUUCUUGCAUUAUCGCCCUGAGUGAUCAGUACGGGAAUGUGAUCCAAGGCGCACAAGCUUCUGCCACUUACAAUGUUGUCUUGUCCUAUGAUGGUCUGGUGAUUUCCUCGAUACCAACGGUCAUGACAGCCAUUGACGGGCUUUUGCGCGUCAAUAUUCCUCAGAACUCAUCGGAUUUCCUGUCUCCCUUCCGCGCUCCUGCUUCCAAUGCUCGUAUCCGUAUCCAGGUCAGCUCCCUUGCUGGAGUUCAACUGCCCGCUGUCCUCUCCCAGCCCUUUUCCGUGGUGGUUGGCGACAUCUCAACGAUCAGAUUUGAUCAGGUCAUCCCAGUCACGAUCGCCUCUCAAGACCUUUCCGCAGUCACACUCUCCUUUGUCGACGUAUUCAAAAACAAGAUCGGAGCAUUCAAUCAGACGUUUGACAUCGCUUUCAACUUGACGGGAGAGACGAAUGGUUACAAUCAGCCACUGCCAAAUGCACGCCAACUUGCUGGGGAUUUCAAGCUUGCAGCAACCAAAGUUCCGAGCACCCUUGGCAAGUACUUUGUCAGUGUUUUGGUUACUCCAAUUUCCACUGGUCCAGUCACGAGCCCCUUGGUUGGGGCAUCAAAUGUGUUUGAUGUUGUGAGUGGAUACGCUGAUUCACUCAAGAUUGUUUCAAAUCCCAGUACAAGUGUGCAGUACGAAACCAUCCUGAACCCUCCUUCAGUUCUUGUUCUAGAUUUGAAUGGAUUGAAUUUUUCUUGCCCGAUACACGUGGAUGUGAGCCUGGAUUAUAUCAGCACUGGAAAUCUCCCGAUAUUUCUUGGGCGACAAGAAUACAAAGCAAAUCAAAUCUUAACUUUCACAGAGCUGAGGGUUAAUGUGGCAGGAACUUUUAGGUUGAAAUUUUCGUUCUGUAGGUACGAAGCCCUGAAGCAGAAUGGAUGUCCAAGUGGUUGGAGCUUGGCUGACGUCCAAACUUCGUGUUACGACCGGGCGAAUAGCAACGGGAUUGUGCAAGGUUUCAGUUCAAACUUUCUUGUCCUCCAGAAAACUGCAUUGAAAGUGAACGAAAUGAUUGGAACUUAUCGCAACAUGACGCCUUCGAUAAGCACCUUGCCAAGAGUUCUAAGUGGUCAACCGCUGGGCCCUAUCACCGUCUCGAUUCUGGGGGCGAAUGGGCUGCAGCUUUUGCUGUCUGUUGCCAACGUUUCUGUUUCUCUAUUUCCUGACUCCUUGACCGACAUUGUUGGAGCAACAAUUCAAUCGGCUUCCAACGGUCUAGCGACAUUUACAGAUCUUAAAGUUACAAGGCCGAUGGCAUACCAGAAGUUGAAAUUUCUUGUUUCAGCUCCUGUGCCAUACACCAAUGAUCUGAUAGCAUACUCAAACGUCUUCAACGUUGAAGCUGUAGACGUGAUUCAUCUUGUUAUCGCGACACAGCCCGGCACGUCGGUAGCAGGUCAGGUCUUGAGCCAGCAGCCCGAGAUCCACGUGGUUGAUUUUGACUUCAACGUCAAAGGUCAUUGCGAUUUGCUGUUUGACAACCUCGUCUCGAGUGAUGCUUUGGUGGCAGGUACCUGGGCCGGACAGCUUUCAGCGACUCUUUCGGUCUCCAAUGUGGUGCUUCAGGGAACGGCGGGCGCUGACCCAGGCGUUGUGAUUGCUGCUGGAUCUGGAGGGGUUGCCAAGUUUAGCGACCUGAGGAUAGACAAGGCAGGGACAUAUCAGCUGAAGUUUUACGUGAAAGGAUCCACAGGAUACAUCUAUGGCUUGGAGGACGUGAUGGUUUCGACGUCUUUCACUGUUGAACCUGCCGCAACGAGCUCGUUGGUUAUUGUGCUUCAACCAGGCAACAUGGUGUCUGGAUACCCGAUGGACAUCCAGCCCGUUUUGAACAUGUACGAUCAGUUUGGAAACUUACUGACUCACUACUCCUCUAACGGAUCAGUCAUGUAUGAAAUCUCAGCUUCGCUCUCUGGUUUUGCAGGAAGUGUUUUAACAGGAACGUCAACAGUCACCCCUCAAUCCGACGCAACUGUCAAGUUCACAGACCUAAGCGUGUUGGGCUCGGUGUCAGAAGAUUAUAAGCUGGUCUUCACCUUGAACGGGACUGACUUGCAGGUUUCGUCAAACUCCUUUGCUGUGAGAUCUUUCGACGCUAUCACUAUCGUUCAGCAGCCCGCGAACCCGUCAUUCGCGAACCUUCCUAUAGCUGUCUCCCUCAGGUUCGUUGACUCUCAAGGGCGACUGGCUCCUUGUGCUGUCACAGUUGUAGCGACUUUGGACCCCGCUGUGAACUAUACAACGCUUGCUGGCAACACAACGCUUUUAUCAGUCAAUGGAGUGGUAAGCUUCGCCAAUCUGCUGGUUCAGAACUCUGUGCUUGCUUCUCCUGGUGCAAGAAUCAUCUUCGAAGCAGUCUGGAACGUAACAAGGCAAGUCACGAGCUCCUACUUCUUCGUUGCUCCGGGGCCUUACAACGAGUUUGUUUUCCUUGUCCAACCACCGUCAUCGGUUGUGGCUUCUAGGCCAUUUGACAAAUUGCCGUCUCAAUGUGCCUACGGCAUAAGUCCAAGAGACUCUUCGUCCCUUGGCUGCGGCCCCAUCUUGAGAUUGCGAGACUCGUCGGGAGUGCUUGAAACCAAAGGCUCUAUUCUGGUUCAAAUUUCACAAUGCUUAGAAUGUCAAAAUCCGAAUCCUUUAAACUGUCAGUGCACUCCAAUCAACUUCCCUCAGCUUCCUUCGACUUGCCUCGCAGCCAACGGAGGCUGCUGCAAACCAAUCAACCAGUCCAAUCCUGGCACGUUGGCCUUUCCCGAGCUGCAGUUGAACAGGCCAGUGGCAGACAUUUACUUGAUGGUCACCAGAUUCUCGGAUCUUGCUUGUUCUACUCCAUAUGUGGUUUCUGGCACCCAGCCGCGAAUUUUCAGUGUCAAGUUCCGCGUGCUCUCGUCUGACUAUCAAAGGAUCGAGAUUGACCUGAGAAGUUGUCCAGAAGAAGGCUCGAUUCUUGUUGCAGGGACCCCCCUCAGUCCCCAGCUAAAAGUGCUCGCAGUGUAUGAUACUCAGAAUGAAGUUGCAGUUACCAAUGGGAAUAAGGCUUUUGCUGAAAUCUACAUGAAACCUUCCUUGUAUGGCCUAUCCAAUAUUAUCUGUACCGACAAUGUCUUCGUGAAGCAGACGGGCUGUUUCCCAUACAACGGUUACACUAUCUUUAAUGGUUCGACCCCCUUUCUGGAGGCAGAUGGUACGGCAGAGUUUGCAACUCUGUCAAUAGCGUCAACCAAUGUGAUAGCAAGCAGCGACCGGACUCUUUCGAACAGAAAGUUCUUUCUCCGUAUCUUAGCUCGCAGUUAUCAAUGCUUUGACGACGGGACUUGUGGGUACCAAGGAAAGAUUGUGUAUGCCGAUUGUCCAUUUGGGUUCUAUGUUAAGGCAAACAAUCCUUCCCGGAUCGAGUUGAUCGUUCAGCCUGGGAACGGAACGGCGGGAGAAGCUUUAUCUCGACAACCCGUCUUGCAGAUCGUCGAUCAAUUUGGUAACUCCAUUCAGGAGCUACAAGAGGCCUUAUCCAUUAAGACCUCUCUCAUCACUGACGAGGUUGUUGCUUUUGAGUACGGCAGCAUCACGUUCGAUAAGGGCGCCAACUUUGAAUUCAACACAACAUCGACGUUGAUAGCCUUUGGAAGCAGCAACGUAUCUGCUAUCAUGCUCACUCAAGCUGGCAGCGGAUACAAACUUGGUUUCAAGCUUUCGAACAACGAGACGACAUUGCUCAGCAACUCGUUCGAUGUUGCAAAUUGUAGAGUUAACAAGGUGGCAAUACAGCCAGCAUACAUCCUUGUGGCUGCAGGAGAUUCUAUCUGUGGUGCAAGCGGUUCAGCAUGGGAGGAAAUCGACAGAGUCAAGCGAGUGAUUUUCAGUUGUGAUUGCAAGUUGGGAUCAGAUGGUAACUACAGCUUCAAGUCUUCGCUAGACCUCACGCAGUGCAGCUCAGUCUGCAAGGAGACGUUCGGGGGAAGAGAAGGAAUCUAUACAGAGAUAGACAUCGAGGGGGACCCUCGUACCGGCGUGCGAUCGCGAGACGUUAAUUUCUAUGUUGGAUCAACGAUACAGUUAUGGAGGGAGGGGUAUCAGGUACCUCCCACUACAAGCCAGAGGUGCUCGUGGUCGUUGGGAUGUGGCUUGUCCGGCAUCAUCUCCUCGUUUGAUGUUGAGAACCACACAGCGAAGGUGUCCUGGACUCGCCCGCUGGACUCUCCGAGCUCAUUGGCCAGCAUAAUGCCAGCACCGGGAACCACAUAUCGAAUAUUUCUGAAUGAAAGCAAAAUUUUCAAUCAAAACCAUCGCUGCGUUGCUAUUUUGCAGGAUGCCUUCGGAAAUCUGGUUGGCAAUCAAGAUUUCUUUGUAAACGUAUCCUUCACAGAAUCAGGAAUGCCAGUGAACUCUCGUUUCCUACGAGGUGAGACGUUGUAUCGAACAGUGGGAGGACUGGGAUCAAUGGGAAACAUGUCUUUGACCAAAAGUGGACUUUACAAGCUACGAUUAGAGCUUCUGGGAGUAAUAGAUCUUGGAAAUGCAAGCUCAACACAGGAGAUCUUCACAGAAAUCGAUGUUAUGGUUGUGCAUAAUGUGAGAAAGAAGAUUUACUUCAAGCAGCAACUUCAAUCCCUUUCUCUCGUUGGAUUGCCCCUACCGAUUCAACCUCUGAUUGCAGUAACAGAUGAGUUUGACAAUCCGAUCCUCAACACAACUUGCAAAGAAGUCUCAGUGAGUCUUUCAUUGAGCAAGCUCAUCUUGUUUAACAAUGUUGGAAUGAAUGUCAAGCUCGUAGGUAACGUUGCUAGUCUACCACAACCAACUUGUGAUCUUCAUAAUUUGACUGCCACCUCGUCAAGUUCAAGUUCUUUUGAAGUUUGUUCCAUCGCCUUGCCACUUGUUGAUGGUCAGAUCCAGGUUCAAGGAAUGGGCACAAACGCCCAGAUUUCUGCUCAACAUCUCUUUUUGGAGGCUAGAUCAGGAUGCGAUGCUUGCAACUCAAACACUUCACAGCCCUGCAAAUGUUCGGAGCCUAGAGUCAGAGGAUCAGAUAUGUCCCAGCUCCUUCCUCAGCUGUCAAAUUGUAUCACCGUGUUGUCCAAUGAGUUUGCGAUGACUCUUCCGUUGAGCAACAUUUCCUUUGCAGGAUCGCAACCGGAUGUUUUCAGCUCUCAGGUUUCGGCAGGAAGUGCUAUUUCAGUCACUGCAGAGCUUCAGGACAAGUUUGGAAACAAACUGAAGCUGAGCCAGGAUGAAAUAGCCCUGAAACUUCAAAGCAGAUAUUGCAACAUGACGGGUGAAUGCUCUUCAUUCGAAGACGAGGAGUUCGAGAUCGGUGUUUGUCGAAACAAUGUGAUUAACGGACAAGCAUGUGUCUCUCCUUUUGCGCAUCUGUGUCAAUCCAUGUCGCCCAACCCAAGCCAAACUUCACUUCCAUGUGAAAGUGCGGUGUGUGGCGUUGGGUUCUGUAACACAAACUGGACAAGCGUACCUCAGAGUGGAGUUGUGACAUAUUCCGGACUAUCCAUCUUUCGUGCAAGCGGGGAACAGCUCAGGAAAAAUGGAGCAUACUCUAAUUGCCAUCGUUCGGAACUGGCACCGUGGUGUGUUGACAGCAUUGGGUUUGAGACUCUUCAGAACUUUUCAACGUACAGGUUUGCGUUGUAUGCUGUCUCGGACUUGUCUAUCAAGGCUUUCUCGAAACCAUUUGUGAUCAAGUCUGCAAACAAGGUGGAUCGACUUGCAAUUGUCUCUCAACCUUUCGCCUCAGUGGCGGGAGAGCCGUUGGGAACCAUCGUGAUUGAGCUGCGGGACCUCUACGAUAAUUUGGUCCUUUCAACAGUGAGUCUUCGUACUCAGAUUCAAUCGAGCCCUGUUCAGCAGGCAAGCGGCUACCGAUGUCAAGGUCAAGUAUGCUCCAAUGCUGACAACAUCUUUUGUAGCAAUUCUGAUGCUGCAGGAAGCAAGGCGAUCUGUGAGGCUACUUGUUACCAAACACAGCGAUGUGUGGGGUAUACUUACUAUCAGCAGACGUCAACGUGUCAGUCGAUGUACGGCACCACAUGCUCAAAGAAGUUUUCAUGUUACCUUGCUUACGAUAUUUGUGUACCCCAGGAGGACUUGGAUGGUGCAGCACUCACGUUUUUCGGGAGGAUAUUAGGAGUGAACAGCAUUGUCACAUCUCGUGGGGUUGGUGUUCUAUCUGGCUUGUCUUACCAUCUUUCUGGAAAUCUGAGCCUUCGAUUGUGUGUUGCUGAUUCUUGCUUGUUGAACACUGUCACAGCUCCUAUCAAGAUCGUUGCAGGACCUGUUUCGGACAUAAAGUUGCUUUCGCCCGAUACCAUUUCCUUUGACAUGUUUACCAAGUCGGGAUACGUGCCACCGGAUGCUAUAAUCAAUGAGAAGUUCAACAUCAAUGUCGUCGUGCUCGAUAAAUUCGGCAAUUUGAUCCUGGAGCCUGUCUGGCUUUAUGCAUCAAUAAAUCAAUCAGCCCCAGGAUCCUAUAUGUUUGGAGAGACCACUAAGAACUUGUCAACUGGCCUCACUUCUCUUUCGCUGGGGGUUUCAGGCCCUCCUGGAACAUAUGCGUUGAGGUUUGCUGCCAUUGGUGAGAUGAACGCGUCAAAUAUCUCGUUGGAAUCAGUGUGGAGAGGAGAAUCUGUUUCGAAUAUAUCAUAUGCAGUUGUUUUUUCCUCUUCGUUCGAGAUAUCCAGCCCAGCGAUUUCUUGUAAAGUUGUUGUUUGGCCAACCAAAUUCGUUGUUUUUGAUAUCCUCAAUCCGUUUCCCAUCAUAGCCGUGUAUGAUCAAAGUUCUCGCGUAGCAGUUCGGUCAAAGUUGAAAGUGACUGCGACCAUCCCGAGCGACCAAGGAAUACUUCUCGGAACAACUCAAGUAAGGUCGCAGCAAGGGUAUGCUAACUUCAGUAGCAUCACGGUAUCACGAGAUGGACUGGCAGUAGUUGACUAUGUUUCAACCUCCUUCACCUUCGUCGUGUCGAAUGAAAUAGGGCAGACUUUCUCUUGCCCCGCUGACUUUGCAAACACAGGGGUGGUGACCCAAGUCUACCUGCCGAAAGCAGGACAGACAGUGUUUUCAAUCGCGUCGGUGAUUCCGUCCUCAGCCACAGCUGGAGCUAUUCUUCCCAACGUGCGAGUGUCGCUAGUGAGCGAGGGCCUUUACAGGUAUUCCGGUCGUUAUGCUCGGAUCUUCUUCCAGAAUGUCACUCAGUGCUCAAAAUAUUCCAAAUUGUGUGAAAGUAAGCAAGGAGUUGCCAUAGAAGGAGAUACGGAAACUUUUAUGUGGAAUGGCACCGCCACCUUCACAAACCUCCGGAUUACAACUUCUGGAAUCUUUUCUAUAAGAUUCGAGACAGAUAUUUAUGGGAAGAAUCGUUUUGACGUGGCUUCCAAGCAGUCAAUAUCUGUCAAAGAUGCCGGGUUAUAUAGUCUUUCCAUCUUUCAACAGCCAGUUUCAGGUACUGCUGGAAUCGGCAUGCGACCUGCGACAGUCUUGACCCUCAGUGAUCGUUAUGGGAAUUUACAUACCAACACAUCUCUGACAAUUGAAGCAAACAUUGGCCAGAAUCCAGUUCCCGCUGGGAUAAGUUGUUGGAAUUAUCUCAGUGAAUUUCAACUACCCACAAGCUUAGAACGACCUUCAACGCUUUGCGGUCAAUUGAUUCGAUCAGGAAGUCAGGACGUGAGCGUGGGGUCGAUCACGAUAACUUCAAGUGAAGGUGUUGCAGCGUUUGAUUGCAUUGCUAUUGAUCUUGCUAAGUCAGGAUAUACUUUCAUGUUUGCAGUCUUAAACUCAAAUGUUCGAUGGAUCAUAGAAUCGCAAAAAUUUCAAAUCAUUGCCGGCGUACCCUCGGAAAUCAUCAGCGUGGUGCAGCCGUCUGUCUUGCCUCGAGUGACAGCAGGCGUGGCAUUCAAAGAGUUUCGAACACCGAGGAUUGUGAUUGUAGAUCGUUUCAAGAACCAAGUUUCAUCCGGCAUAUCUUCAUUUGUGACGGCUGGCCUUGAUGUAUCAUCAGCAAGAACGAUUGAAGGUUCAUCCUUUCAAAUCAACACUUUCAAUACGUCGAAGUUUUUGCUCAAGGGGGUUUCCAAUCUUUCUAUUGCCUCGCCACUGGUUGAUUUCCCAGACAUAUAUGUGAUUGCUUCUAUCGCAAAUGUCAGACUUAGAUUCGAUGUCGCAGCUCUCACUGGAUACAGCAAUUACUUCACUGUCGUCUCCUCGCCAUAUGCUUUUGCAUUGAAGGCGUUAGUGCAACCCGCUACAUGCCUCCAAGGUGAAACCAUGCCGAUCGUUCCUGCCGUGAUCCUCCUGGAUUACUUUGAAAAUGAGAUUUUCGACGUAGAUUAUCUUGUCCUCCUCUCAGUGGUUUCGGAGAGCACAUUCCAAUCUCCUACACAGACUCAGAAACAAUGUGAAAAAGUGCUCGGUAUGUCGCAGUCCUUGACAAUGCACGGCAAAGCAAUUUUCCCAGGGAUCCUAGUCAGCGCGAACCCUGGACUGUACAGACUUCGGUAUGAUAUCGGAGAUCUCGUAAACUCAUCGAAGUUCACAGGAAUCUUCAGUAUUCCAGAAGCUCUGAAGCACAUGAUGCAAAAGCCGCUUUUCUCGGAUCCCUUCCAAGUUUUACCCACAGGAGCAUACCUUGGAUUCUCUCCAUAUGCAUGGACGCUGUGCUCUAAUUUCUCUGAUUCAUCCACGUGCCAAGCCGGAUGUAAAUGGAUCGAGGAGAGAAAGGAGUGCGUCGGCUUCGAAGAUGCCGCAGUCGGAGAUCCUCUCGUGCAACAACCAAAGAUUUCAAUCUUCAACGCAAUGGAUGAAUUGAUUUAUCAAUUCAACGGUCAUCAUAUUCAAGCCUCAUUGAUUUCAAACAAUUUUAACGUGAGUGGCUGGUUGUCAGGAAAUCGUACCGUAACAUUUAUGAAUGGAACAGCUCAUUUUACUGACCUUGCCAUAUCACGAGUUUCACAAGGAAUUUCCUUGGUAUUCGAGCUUUUAGUUGCUGGCUCUGAUCAAGUCUUCAUGACGGUGCAGUCGCCUCGCUUUAACGUUUACAGCCCUAUAGCACAAAUCAACAUCACUCAACAUCCUCAGGAUACAAUGAUUGGAAGUAAUGCACCUUCAAGAAGUGUUCAGAUCCUGCUGUUGGAUUCGGAAACCAAUGUUGCAGCGUACAGCUCCGGCUUCGUUUCUGUUUCAUUGAUAGGAAGUAGAUAUCCGCGUUGUCCUCCUGCUACAAAGACUCUAUCUUUGCCGUCCGACAAGAUCCAAGGGAUUUGGUUGAAAUAUUCCAUGGCUAUCACCAAUGUAUUUCAGUUCAAUCCAAAUGACUUUGUCGAUGGCGUCAACACGAUUGACGUGAACGAAUUCAACCUGCUGUUACAAAACGAGUUUUCGGUGCAAGUGGACAUGGCGACUGUUCUCUCAAUAUUUCAGCGUUUUGAUCUGGGAGGACAAUUGAGUGACGAAGGAAUUGUCAUUCCUGACAAUGUCUUGAGCAGAGAGGAAUUCUUUCAGGCUACCAGCAGGUGCAUGUGUAAUGUUGGUUAUGGCGCUGGAAUCAUAAACCUCAACUGGGAUGCACUGACAGCAAACAUGGAGUAUCAGAUCGUAUCUCAAGACUCUUGUCACCCCCUCCUUACCUGUGAUCCGGGGUUCUUAGGCCGGGCAUGCAGAUUGGCGAACUCGAAAGUCGCGCGAGACCUUCCUCGUCUCUCCUCCUUGACAGGGCAGACAAAAGUUCCGAUCGUCUACGGCAGGGCGACAUUCACAGACCUCCAGGUCUUGGAAGCUGGAACGAACAUGAGCUUGAAUUUCAGUACUCAUGGCAUCUGGGUAGAAUCAAAGAAGUUCUCAAUAUAUGCCGGGGUGCCGUCGAAAGCCAUCUUUCUGAAUCCAGCGAAUGGUUCAACGCUCCGAGCAGGGCUUGUUCCUGAUAUGAAUGUAGCAUUCCUCGAUGCCUUCGAGAAUGUCCAGUUGAGGGGAACAGCAUACAUCUUUCUUGAACAUCUUGAAAUCCACAAAUUUUCGUCCGAUUGCAUGAAUUCUUCACAAGUAUUACCUUGCAACAGUUGUCCCGAUACAGAUGGCGAUAUUUGUCCAGACUUGAGUCUGCAACCAGAUUCAUCAGCAGAAUUCCGAUUGAAGCAAAAUGUUGAAGGGAGAAAGCUUGUAGUGGAUACAUCCCGAAUGGAUGAAUUAAUCAUCUCAAUCAGAUCAAGCACAGGAUAUUAUCUUGUUAACGAUUUCCAAACAAUACAGGAAUCCUGGCAGUACAACAACGUCAGAGCUGGAGAGGAGAUUGUUCCUUACCCCAGCUGCAUGAUCACAGAUUUCUAUGGCAAUCUUGUACCAGAUGAAGACCGCCGUGUGGGACUUGUGAUCCGAGACAGUGACAUCGAUGAGUUUGACUUGGAAGCUGCAACCAGAAAGUACAAGGUAUGGCCGCCAUAUGUGGGAACCGCAGAAAAUGCGCCUGGAAACUUCAUCGACCUCAAGUUCACUCAAAAUCCCAAAUAUUCAGACAUAUCUUCGGACGACAUCGACGGUUGUUCGCCAAUCGGGCAACCAACAGCAGGGGAAAGAUAUUUCGUGUCACACAAUCUGACUUACUGGAAGCAAUAUUACGAAUUUGUCAAUGAAAGCAUCACUGUUGGAAAUGCACAACUAAGAGGAGCAUUUGAUUGCCCUGAUCGUAAGAUUUGUCUUGCGGAUGGAACCAAUUGUGCCUGCUUAGUGAAGUUACUGCCUCCGAAUCGCAACGAAAACUACGAUAUUUGCGAGGCAUGCUCCUCCCGAUCUUUGCCAAUGGGCCUUCCCAUGAAUUACACCAGGCAAGGCCGCGUUAUCUUCAGCAAGAUCAUUUGCAGAAAACCGAGGAAGGGAUAUCGCUACAGGUGUAUCAGCCCCUCAGGUCUCCAAGAUGCGUCUCAGCAAAUUUCUCAGUCUCAGCUCCGCGAUAUCCAGUGGGACUUGCGAACUGCGAGAAAUCCUCCAAUCAGUUUUAUUCAAGACACCACGUGGGGAAGGUAUCAAGCCUCUCAGAGCUUGAGAUGGGAAGACACCAGCGGAAACGUCCAUCCCAAUGCCAGCAUAUGCAAAGCAUUGUGCCAGAACGACACUGCAUCGGUGGUGAAAGCCCUAUUGCCAGGCACAAACGUUCUUUUAGAUGUGAACAUCUACGAUACUAAGUCUAGCUGCCCAACGUUUUGCUGGAAGUACAGCUAUCCCGUUUAUCACAAUCCAUCAUUCUCUUAUGUGGUGCCUGAAUCACCUGGAUUGAGCCAACCGUUCAAGGUUGUGUCAGGAGACGUUCAGCACCUGCACGUGCUGUCACCGGUUAUAUCAUCGUUUGUUGUGCAACAAGACAUCACCCUCCCGCUAUCCAGCGAAGUAUCUUCUUUCCUCUCAUCCAGUUGCAUGGAAGGCAGCAAUCCGAUCGACAACAGCUUCAACUGCACCAACCGAGCGAGUUUCUUUGAAAUGUCUGACAAAUAUUUCAAUCCCAAUCGGACGAAUCUUGGAUACGCGAAUGUCACGUUGAGCCCUGGCAUAGACAACAUUGGUUCAGAAAUCUCUGGCAACUUGACAUCAAACCUUGUUAACGGAGCAGGGUAUCAGCUUUUCUUUACUUACAUUGGAAAAUAUUCGGACGGAAAUGACGUCACACAGCUUUCUUUUCCAUUUGUUGUCAAGCCUUCCCCACCUUCUCUUCUAGGGGUAUCAUUUGGCAAGGACUAUCUCAGUAUUGAGUUCACAUUUGAUAAGGAUACAAACCAAGGAUACAUGAAUUACGUCGAUUCAUGCAGAAGUUUUCACGAUCUGCUACUCCUCCAAGUCUCGAACAACACUGAUUAUGUAGCGCCUAAUUUCACGUGCUCAUGGAUCAAUCCAAGAACAGUAUCUUUGCUGCUCCAACCAAGCUCCCUACUUCAUCCCGGCGAUCUUUUUGUCCCUUCUUCAACUGCUCCAUCGAUGGAUAUCACCUAUUCUAUUGAAAUCAACAACGGAACGGAAUCGCUCACUUCCUUGCCGUGGAAAAGUUCGUACGAGUGUCAGAGUGACGCUUGCAAUCAGACUUUUGAUGUCACUCAGUCUGAAUACUUUCAGAAGAGCUUUCUGACCUGCCCAACGAUGAGUCUGAAGGGACAGCCAAUCGAGUAUACAAGGACAUGCUACAUGAACAUCAAUGGGAUUUUUGUCAAAGAUAUCGAAGCGUUCUCUGCUGUCGGUCGUGAUUGGGUCAUAGUAGCAAGUUACUGUCAGAUGGACUAUCGAGAUAACAAGAAGUGCCUCAGCCUUUCAGGUUCUGUCGACGUGUACGAACUCUUGCAGUGGAACGUGAAUGGCAUCAGCGGUACGGCACUAUUUAUGCAACAAAGUCUCGCAGUUGCCGGGCCGGUCGACCUUCAAAUCAUUAACAUCGAGUCGGACCCAAGUGUGACUUCUGCUCUUUUAGCAGUGGCUCAAUACUACAACGGAACUUCUUACAGCCAAAGCACUCUCAUUUACGACUGGAGCUCGGACUCUAAAACCUUUACUCUCCACCAGGAGAUCCCUUCUUCUGGUGCUAUUCAAGUGAAGGCUAUGUCAUUCGGGCCCAAGGACUAUUUCUUGGUACUUGAAGACUCGGGGAAAUGCAGGAUGCUGCAAUGGACCCCUCAGACAAUCGUGCUUGUCGGCGAUCAGUACAGGGUACUGCCUGGCAGGUAUAUCGAAGUGUUGGCGAUUACAAGCAGUGGAGAUGCAAGCAACAUGGAGUCCUUGAUUCUAAACAAUCAAUGGAUUCUCUUAAUAAGUAAUUACCGCGAUAAGUCUCAACGAUGUCAAGCAACUGUCUGCAAUCAAGAUCCAAGAACGCUGAGAGCAAAGGCUGAUGUUAUUCGUUUGAGUGCUGCUGCAGUAAUCAGCAGUUUUGUGCCAUAUCCGUGCAAUCAGAGUCAAAACGAAUGUCUCCCAACCCGAUGGUGCAUGAUAAACACCGUUGCAAACAUUUCUUUUCAAGAGUUGGAUUCAUCCACUGCUGAAUACCUAAUCCCAGGCGCAUACGUGCAGCUUGAUGAUGAGAUCAUGAUGGUUGUUGAUUCGCAGUCCUCUCUUGCUGAUGGUCAGCUCCAACAAUUCGACACCAAGUUUGCAAGCGAGGCUUUCGAUCUCAUGGACAACAAGACGACAAAAGACGGCGUCGUCAACCUCGAGUUGGAAGGGGAUCCGUUUGUUACUCCGAGAGACUAUCGUAAGGCCUGGUUCGCACUUGGCGAGAACUCUUACAGGAUAGAUAAAUUCGGAGCUCUCCUGGGCGAAAUAGACGGCCAUUCAUAUGUCAGACGGAUCAAUCUGGUCACGGUCGAUCUCAAUUGCGAUGGCGCGCGUGACGUUGUGGUCGGGACUUCACAAGGCAGAUUAAGACUGUUCAUAAACAAAGGGGCGGGUGCUUGGGCAGAAGAAACUGCCAACAAUCAGAUUCCCGGAUCAUUACUAUCGCUAACUUUCCCACGUGGCAGAGUUGCUCCAAGUUUUGUGGAUUUGAAUGGAGACGGAAAUCUAGAUCUGGUUGUUGGAUUGGAGGAUGGGAAGUUGCAAACUUUUUACAGCAAUGCUUCCUCAUCAAAUCCCCCCAUUUGUACCAAACUAUCAGACGCAACAUUCAGUCGCGCCUUUACCGAACCGUUUCAAUCCGUCAACGUUUCCGGAAAUGCGAAGCCAACAUUCUUUGAUGUAAACUCUGACGGUCUACCGGAUCUGCUCCUGGGAGAGAAAGAUGGGGUGCUGUCUCUAUGCCUGAACCAAGGAACCUCUAAACAACCACUAUUCAAAUUCGAACAAAAAGUGAUGGUUUACACUAACUCCUUCCUGCAGAGCUUAGCUCCAAGUUUUGUUGAUCUCAACAAAAACAACAAAUCAGAGAUUUUGGUUGGAACCGAACAAGGAAAGAUUUUGAUUCUAACCGCUAGAAAUCUCAGCUCUCCAAUCACUUAUGCUGGUCUGGACGAUGAAAUCCCUCCAAACAUAGGCUCCUCCAACCUGAGCACCCUUGGCUCUGCCAGUUCGCCUGUUGUCAUAGACUUCAACGGCGAUGGUCUUCUUGACAUCGUCAGUGGUCACUCUAUUGGCAACAUCGAAGUUUUUGUACAGCGAGAAUCCGAUAAUGUUCUUGUCAAAGCCUCACCUUGUCGGGGAGCCCAGGAUUCCAAUGCUACCAACGUCUGUGGGUUUUCAUCGCUCAAUAGUGAGACCGAGAGCUUCAGAUUUCUGCCUAAGGCCGCUUACUUGAAAGUCUUUACUGGCUUUCGCUGUAUGCGACCAGUCUGCAAUUGCACAAUAGCUUCGGAGGAAUGUGCUAAAAAUCCAUGUCAUGGCAUCGAUGAAUACCAUCACUUUUCUGGCACUAAGUUUGGUACUUGCGAAGAUUACGUGCCUUCACAGGUUCCAGGGAGCUGCUGUAAAGACCCAGGACCGUUUGGCUUCUUUGGGCCUUGCAGGAUCCCGGGACAAAUUACUGUACUGAGAGGUCAAAAUGGAACCAAAGCGACAGAUGCUGGCAAUUGCGUUUACCAGCAAGCGGACAAUCCCAUUCCUCAGCCCUGCAACAAUCAAAGUGACUGCUUCUGCUCUGCUGGUGCUCGGCAAGGCUUGUCCUGCCUCCAAUCGCUUGAUUGCCCCGCUCACAUGCCUGGGACCAGCUUGAUUGUAUUACCAGUGACUGUUGCCCUCCACCAAUCCAAUCCAAUCAUACAGUUACCUUCGUUUGGAGCCAAAGAUAUCUCAGGCUUUGAAAUUGAAAACAAGGCUUUUGUCGCCGUAGCAAACUACAACAGCGGAUGUAUGUCUCGAGGAUAUAUCCAAGAGUCCUUCAUAUUCGAGAUUGAUACAAAGCUCAAGCAAUACAAGAAAGUACAGAACAUCUUCACCGAAGGCGCUGCUGGCCUUACUACCUUCUCAACAACCGCCAUGUCGAACCCAUCGAGCAAUGACGUUGUCUCGCACUACUUGAUGGUCGCCAACUCGAGGAAGGAAAGAAGCACUUUGGCGAAUUCGGACCUCUUCAUUUGGACGCAACAACGGAGUUUCUGCGGAAAACCGGUAUCGAGCAUGUCUUCAAACUCGUUGAUUUCGCAGUCGCACUUAUACACUCUCAACAAUGACCAAGUGAAACCAAUUGUCGAUCUCCAAGAGAAGAUGGUUGUGGGACCUUGCGAUCCUUUCAUUCUGGAUGCUAGUGCUUCGCUCGGGUCCGCUGGGAGGUUGUUCAGAUCCAUUCAAUGGACUGUCGUGCAAGCUCCUUCGGUCAUUCGAGGGAAUAUGUCCCAGUUUCUGCAAGAAAUGAGUGGACUCUAUGUCGAAAUUCCUUCGAACUUGUCAUGGUUUUAUCCAGAAGGUACCUAUGUAAUCAAUCUGCAGCUUAAGAACUGGCUUGGACAAUCUGCUUCGAAGACAGUUACAAUCUUGAAGAACUCAUCUCUCGCUUUCAGUGUGAAGAUUCUUCAGAAGUACGACAGCAUCUUUGCAUUUGAAUCGCUAUCAAUGGACAGUAUGCUGACUGUUUCUGAUCCAACCUGCUUGCCGUCCAGCUUUUAUGGCGGAACCUUGAGUUGGAUCAUUUUCUCAGGUGCCAAUAUGGUCUUUCAAUCCUCAGGCAAAUCCUUCAGCCUUCCCCCAUACAGUCUGACUCCUGGGAAUACAUACACCAUUGAGUUGAAGGCAACCAUGGGCCAGUCACAAACUGCAGAUUUAGCGACAGUGCGAGUUGGUUUUGCAAAAGCGUUUGCUGGCAUAGCUGGUGGAGAUCGAACGAUAUCGCUCUGGGACGAGAAGAUAACUGGAAUUCUCAUUCCUGACGUCAUUUUGAAUGCUUCUAGCUCGAGGAAUGUCAACCUUCCUGCAAGUAAUACUCUGUCAUAUUCCGGCGUCUCAGUUCAGUGGCUUUGCCAGUAUCGCAUGGAUUGGGUGGAAGUCGAUAUGCAGACGUGUCCAAUCGAGUGGUUCACUCCCGUCAAGAGCAUUGGAAAUCUUCGUCGCAGCAGAUUCCCUGUUCGCGCGGUCAGCCUUGUGUUUGAAGUUCAGGUUUGGGCUCUUGAUUACGCUUGCUUGGUGCAAGUCAGCAUAGGAAAAGCUACUCUACAAGAUUGCGGUGUCGAUCGCAACCUCGGAUACAGUGGAGCUCGUCUCGUGAUCAAUAUGGUACCGAGUAUGUAUGCUCCCCAGGUCUCCUUGUCCUUUAGGUCCAUGGAUGCGAUUUCAUACAAUUACAUGCAGACUGAAAGAAACUCCACGCUGAGCAAGCACGUGGUCCGUGCAAGUGAUCCACUAGUCUUGCUGGCGCAGGUGACAGCAGAGGCCAACGUGGCGUCAGUGCGAUGGCGACUGGUCGGGGAGAGAGUCGUCAACUGUAUGAGGAGAGAGGACUGGUGCUUCUCUUCCAACAUCUUGACAAGCGCGUGCCCUGUCAACGGGUCGCUUGAGAGCCUUUACCAGUCUUGUACAGAAAGCAGCUACCAAGCCAAGAUCAUGGCCUGCACAACGAUGUGCCAAUACUACCUGGGAAUCCGUUCCCACGUUUUUGAUCAAGCGAGAGGAGAUUACACGUUUGAAGUAUCUGUGACAGAUGUUCUUGGCAACACUGGGGUUGCAUCCGUUGCAUUUUCGUUCAUUCAAGCUCCAACGCACGGUCAUGUCAUGGUCACUCCUGGCACAGGACGACCUCUGUCCACCACGUUUGUCAUCGUAGCCUCAUACUUUGUGGAUGUGGCGAACAUCACAAGCCCGUUGUUGUAUUCUAUCGGGUUGCAGCGUCGAGACUGCACUUUCUCUCCCUGCACUAUCUUGUUGUCGCAGAAGAGUUGGAAGAACUCUAUCCGCACAGUCUUGCCUGAAGGGACCUACAUCCCCUUUGUCAAGAUCUACAAUCGAGAUGGCGAGAUGGCUACGGUAUCAGGGGAUGAAGUCAUAGUCAAGACCGACGAUCCCUCCAGCUUCUCGAUGUCUCUCAAUUCAAGCUUGACAAAUGCUUUGAAUGGAGUGGAUUUGGACUUGACAUUGUUGGCUGUGCUUGCAGAAAGCCUCAAUUCUCCGUCGGUUGUCAAUACGCUUACAGAAAGAAAGACCAUAGUAUCCCUGCUGAGCUCAACGCUGACAUCCACUCAGACGAGUGCAGAGACGGCAUUACGAUAUGUCAGCAUUGUGCUUUCGCUUCUGCAGGACUACUCCAAGUUAGACUCGGCGAUUGUCUCCGACAUCAUUUCUCUGUUGAAUAGAUUGGCUCAGACUGUCAUUUCUCAAUCAUUGUCAAACUCUCAAUAUUUCUCAACCUUUGAAGUCACGACCAUCCCAGCAGAUAUGGCAACUCUGGUUUCCGCUGCGCAAGGUCAGAUUUACAAAUUUAGCCUUAAAGGCAACGUGCAGGUCAUUACAAGGAGAGCUAUCAAUGCUAAUGAUUAUAGUCAGCGUCUUUCUCUCUUGAAUUUGAUCAACAGCAUGGUAGUGCUAAAGCUUUCUAGUGCAGCUGUGGGGGAGAAAGUGGUGCUUCAAAAUGACGUUUUGCAAUUGCUCGCAGUAGUGAUCGCACGACAGGAUUUCAAUGAUUAUUCCUUAAGUCUUGAGUCAAGUACUCUCGCCGGAGAUGACAGCUGUAUGCAGGCAAGAGACAUCCGGCAAUGCUGCUCUAAGAAUGGAGGAGCUCUUUGCUGCCUCGACUCUCAGUGCCCGACUGAAACCUCCUCUCAAGGGUCGAGCAGCCCGUUGAUUCUUCAACUGCCUUCGUCACUUCCCUACGAGCUCACGUCAUUGGGCAACCAAUACUUCCAGGCCUAUGCAUCUGUUUCAUCUGGGAACUUCUUUCAGGGUUUGAGUGACCAGGUGCUGCUCUCUCCAAACUCCUACAUCUUCUCGCUUUCUUCUGGAUCGUCGCCUUCUGUUCAAACAACCUUCUCUGGAGACUUCGCGUCCAGCGAGCUCACGCUGAGGAUCCCCGUCACUGAACAACUUGUUCGUGAUGCUCAGAGCAAGGCAGAAAACAAACCCGGCAAACCAGGCAUCGUUCCGUCCUGCAUCAGGUGGGACCUCACCUUGCAGCAGUGGACGUACGUGGGCAUCAGGCAAUCCUCUGGGUUGAGCUCAAUUCAUAAGUUCUGCAUGAGCACAGGAGUGAACAAGACUUGCUUUCACUACCUGGAGUGCUAUUCUAAGACCGUUGGCACCUUUGCAAUCGCAGAGGCUGAGCUAGACUGCACGGGAAUCCCUAACGGUGGUGGGCGUUACGACUUCUGUGACGUGUGUCUGGGGGAUAACAGCACCUGCUCGGGUUGUGACAGGAACCCGAAUAGCGUGCAAGAUGGAAUCAUACUGGAUAGAAACUGCUCCGGGCAUGGGAGAUGUGAAGGCCUCGCGUGUCGAUGCUGUGCAGAUCAGAACGUUUCUGCGGCAGCUUGCCCGUGGUACGGCGAGAUGUGUCAGAGGUACUGCACGAGAGAUCCUAACAGCAUCGGAAUCCACUGCAACUCCCAUGGAUUCUGUGCCAAGUCAGGCACAACUUGUGUCUGCGACCAGGGCUACAAGAACUCUUACUCUGGCUUGUGCAAUGAGAAGAUUAUCGUCGCCAAAACUCCGCUCGACGUUGUUUUCAAGUGGGUGAUGAUGGCAGGAGUGCCGGUGAUAGUCGUCGGCUUUCUCGUCGCCGUCUACCUCUACCGCUUGGUCAGCAUCCAGCAGGGCAAGAUCCUAGAGGGUCAGAAGGUGGUGCAGGACAUAGUGCUCAAUACUCUGCCGCUCCCGACCCAAGAAGAGAUCAGCAGGGGAGGCAACACGACUGAGGACGACGCGCACGCAGGAAGAUCGAAGAAGAAGGCGGACAAGUACAUCGAGUUCGAUCCGGACAGCAUCCUCGCGGAGAGAGACUUGAACGAGGUCACGACUGUGCUGCACAAGUCAAAGCUCGAGUCUCAGUCGGCGGCUGCCAGGGACGAACUUACUAAGCGGUUGGAUGAGAUGAGCAAGAAGGCAGCAGCGACGAACCCUGACGCCGAGAGGUUUGUAGCUGCCAAGAAAGAGGAGCUUCUUCGCGCUGCAUCGCGUUGGAACGUCUCCAACUCUCGUCCUGAGCCAGUCAUGAGCGGAGGGCUGGUAUACGCAGCCGAUCGUUUGUCUGUGCAGCAGAGGUCGAGGCAGAACGAGGCCGUGCGUCGCAACUUCUCGGAGACGAUGCCGGAGAGGCUGAAACAGCUGAUGAGGAGAGUUCUCUUCGUCGAGAGGCUAAAGACGGACCAAGAGGAGCCAGCCAACGACGUGCCCCUCAUUGAGAAUGGAUCGAGUAACAACAGAGCAGACGGCGUGAUGAAGGAUAGGAACGGAUUCCCGUUAGCCAGUGUGUAG
This is a messenger RNA of Guillardia theta CCMP2712, 25395 nucleotides long. RefSeq lists its product as hypothetical. Bases 1 to 25395 code for a protein of 8464 amino acids. The transcript has 16 exons. Lineage: Eukaryota; Cryptophyceae; Pyrenomonadales; Geminigeraceae. The record is from RefSeq and is a predicted model, not a curated record.